AGAUACAUGCCAGGGAGAGAGGGACCAAGAGAGAGCGAGAGGGAGACCUCGAGAGAGAGAGAGAGAGAGAGAGAGAGAGAGACUGUUGAAUGAACUUGGCCAUUAUAUUCUAGGGAGAUACAAACAUUGCUUUAUCAGACAGUCAGAAAGAGAAGAAGAGACUGAGGAGAACAGAAGAUGAGGGAGAGUCUUUCUUCAAAAUUGUUCCAUUCUUUUUUUUAGAGGAAGAAAAGAGAAAGCAUAAGGGGGAGUUUUGGAGAGAGAGAAGCGAAAGAGGAGGGGGGGGACGAGAUAAAUAAUGAAUUAACUUAGACUUCUAAGGGCUGUGGACAUGUUUUUCCUUUCUUGAGAAAAAUAAUCGUACCAAAAUGACAAAAAACAUCUUAACAUCUGACAUUGUUGAUUCUCUAAAUGUAGUUUUUUCACCCUGCAAGUGAGCACUGAAAAGCAUAUGAGUGAAGAAAUCUCAUGGACCCGACUGAGAUGGAUAGAGAAAGGCAAGACAGACAAUUCUGACAUGGUGUCAACCCACAUUGACAGAGACAAAGUGUGGAGAGGAAGAAGUGGGAUAUUCAGUGACAGACGCAUCUACCCCCAGACACAGAUGUUUAAUAACAAUUAUAUUGUUCUUGACAUAUGUGCCAUCUUCAGUGGCAAAGUGGACAUUAUAAAAGGGAGAGGGGACAGACACGUUAAGUGCACAAAAAUUCCUGUCUGUCAGAAUCAGAGGCUGGGGCCAGAGGAGAGAGCAUUGCUCAGCUGUAGCUGUUCUCCCUAAACAACUGUGCCUGUCGACCGCUUUACAAAGUCUAUGUGUGGAAAGCCUUUGCACAGUGAAGGAGAAAAGCUUUUGCACAGACACAUGAAAAGGGAAGAGGAACUCAAGAAGGACCAACUGUGUAACCUAGAUAAGCUGAAAUAGAAAGACCACAGCAGACUGGAGAGCAGGGCAGGAUUUCUUUCUUCGAGAACUUCUACUCCUCACUUGGACAAUAAGGGCUCUCAAUUACAACUUGAGAGGGAGGACAGUCAGAGUGUCAGGGGGAGGGAGAGAGGAAGAACAGACAAUAACCUCCUGAGAGAAAGGAGGGAUAGUCCGCAAUAGAGAGAGGAGGGGAAGUUCCCCCUCUCUCGACCCAUCUCAUCGUCAGGCUGGCUGGUGCAGCCACGGCGUUCACCUUCGCAGCCUUCUGCUACAUGCUCACCUUAGUGCUGUGUGCUGCACUCAUCUUCUUCGUCAUCUGGCAGUAACCAUGGUGCCCGCUAAGGGAUCAUCGGAUCACCAUGGAAACUGCAUCUGUUUACAACAGAGAAGAGCAUGAAACAGAGAAGGGGGAGUGACAUAGAUCGAUAAGGGUAUUGUUGAGAGUAAAAGACAGAUGUGGAGAUGGUGAUUGGUCUCUGAUAGGGAAAGAUGGAUGUCACAGGGAGAGAAGAACGUUGAGAGGCGGAAAGGGAUGCUUAGAUGUAGAUCUCAGAGAGCGAGAAAGAGAGAGUCAGAGUAUGGGAAAGGUGCAAAAGGGUGAGUGGAGGUAUGGGGACGGAAAACUGAAGAUAAGAAAUAUUGAGGAAAAAAAACAAGCUAAAAAGAUUAUUGCGUUUGACGAGCUGCGCACAGACUUCAAGAAUCCAAUCGAUCAGAGCAACCCCACCAGAGCGAGGGAAAGAAUUCUGAAUAUUGAAAGAAUCUGCAACUUGCUGCGGAAGCUGGUGGUGCCAGAAUACUCCAUCCAUGGACUGUUCUGCCUGAUGUUCAUGUGUGCUGGAGAGUGGGUCACCCUGGGCCUAAACAUCCCCCUGCUCUUCUACCAUCUUUGGAGGUUUUUCCAUCGGCCAGCAGAUGGGUCAGAGGUCAUGUAUGAUCCUGUCAGUGUGAUGAAUUCUGACAUCCUGAACUACUGUCAGAAGGAGUCUUGGUGUAAGCUGGGCUUCUACCUGCUCUCCUUCUUCUACUACCUGUACAGUAUGGUCUAUGCCUUGGUGAGUUUCUAAACACAGUAUAGAAGGCCAAGAAGAGAUUGAAAGACAGAGAAAGAGAACGACUAAGACCGGGUGAUGUCACUCACCCCUCUUUCUCACCACCCAUUACUCCAUCAUCACAGACCAUGAUUUGCUCUCCUCAAAUCUUUGGAUGGAGGGACAAACCUUGGAGGACAUUGUGAGGAAAUAAGGCAAAGCAAAGAGACGUUGUUGCACCUGCUCAAGACUGCAAUCCAUCUAGAAGAGGAGGAGCAGACAUAGAAGAGCCACAAAGGAGGAGGAAUGAAAUAAAGAAGAGAAAGAGAGAACACAUCUCAACUAGUAUACGUGUUGCCUUGAUCUGACCACAUCACUUCUUAGGGCCUGCAGGUCUCCUCUGCUAUUCUGAGUAUUACAGUCACUCAACUGUGAAUUUAUACACUUUGUGUUGCCUAAGUCCUAAAGUAGAUGUUGCAGAUUCAUAUCCUUCCAUUCCAAUAAACCUUUUAAGAAAAGAGAAUACAAAAUGCACAAAACGUAUUUAGUUAUUCUACCGAUUUGGUAUUUCAAUAAUUCAGUAGUUGUGGUAGAUCAUUUUCUGAGGAUAUGAAUAGUUGUUUCAUCAGAUAAAUACACCAUUCAAUGCUACUAUUUCGAACCAGCGUGAUGGUAAUUGUGUUAUUCAAAAAUAUCAAAUGUAUGAACUCAUAAAUUACAUGCGAUGGGCAUAAGCUUCUGUGAAGGAUCGCGGACACCCCGGAGUGGUGUUUGAGUCUAGGUCCACUCCAGUCAAGGCACUAUCUCCCAGAUCCCAGUCCCCACCCAGGGAAAACAGGCACAUUUCAUUCCAACACAAAAUUAUUCUGGAUUGAAAUGGAUGUUUUGACUCUGGGUGACUUGGAACUUGGGUGUUUAAGUAUUCUGUGUUUGUCUGUUCUGUUCUAGGCAGGAAGGGCUGAUUUCGCCAAUACUUUCCAAAGAGCUCUGCGCUCCGUGAUUCUAGAUCAUGGAAACCUCAUUCAAGAAAAGCAAUUUUAAAUUCACAACAACAGCAAUGUGAUCAUAGCCUAGGAGAGAUGACUGUACAUGGGAUCGUAUUUCCUCUGUGGAAUAAUACUGUGUGACACAAGUAGCAGACGAGGCUGCUGAAGAUGAUGAUAGAUCGGUCUGCUGUGAUGACUAUGUCAAGCGCAGUAAACCUUCUCACAUAGAACACUAUGGUUGGACUUACAUAACUGUUCUUACUCAAGUGUUACAGUGAAUGUUGGCAGACACUUGACUCUUGGUUCAUUUCAAAGCCGUGACUUAGCUGGCGCUGCCCUCAUCAUCAUGUAACCAUAGCUCUGUGUGUAGCUCAUUGAUAAUGAUCACACUGUGUAAUUUUAAACUCAUUAGAGAAAUGAGUCGUACUGGAACUUGAAAAAUAAUGUGUGAUCAUUUGUUUACCAUAAACUGAUCAUAAUUGUAGUAAUUAAUUGUGUACGACAAGUCCGAUAGGGUUCAUGUUGGCAUCUGAACACAGCGCCCUGCAUUAUAGUGGAGCCACUCACAUUUGAGUAAUGUGUCAAUGUUGUUCAGCUAGGUUUCUUGUGCCAAGACAUUACAGUAUGUUCUGUUCAUCAUGACAGUUCCCUCCAAAACAGAACAACCCUUCAACCCUGACAACAAUGUGAGUAAAUCACAGACAGUCGCUAAAGCACAAAACAGGGGGGUCACAAAGGAGAGGAAAUAUAGCUAGGUUGACCAUCAAUGAACGUCAUAAUGCAGUUUAUCAGAAUGAAUGAAUUAAUAUACAGUAUAUUGAAGAAUAACUAUUUGAUACUAUCUUUUACACAUCUCUCAUCACUGUAUGCUAUAUUUGUUGGUGUGAUAGUUUGUAUUCAUUAUAAUACAAUAUGAUAUACAGUACACACAGCAAUUCACAUAUUCUAAUAAAAUAGCAAUGUG
This is a messenger RNA of Oncorhynchus gorbuscha (pink salmon), 3906 nucleotides long. Its product is annotated as protein cornichon homolog 2. The record is from RefSeq and is a predicted model, not a curated record. Bases 1504 to 1992 code for a protein of 162 amino acids. Gene Ontology annotation, cellular component: synapse; dendrite. Gene Ontology annotation, biological process: regulation of AMPA receptor activity; vesicle-mediated transport. The transcript is spliced from 8 exons. Lineage: Eukaryota; Metazoa; Chordata; Actinopteri; Salmoniformes; Salmonidae.